AUGGAGCAGAUCUCCAUUCAGAGGAUCUUGCAGGUCGAACAGCCCUACACAUGGCCUCGGAGAAUGGCAAUCUGGAGGGUGCCAGAUUCUUAUUGGAAGAGGACCGGGCAGACGCCUCUACUUGUGGCGGCCUCUCAAGGCCGGAUAGACCUUAUCACCCUAUUAAUAGGACACGGAGCUGAUAUUCAUGCAAGGGAUAACGAUGGCUAUGGCUGCUUACAUUUAUCUGCCAGAGCUGAACACUAUGAUGUGACCAAAUUGUUUCUGGAUCUGGGAAUCAGCGUUAAUGCGCGCGCCAACGACGAUGCCACACCACUACAUGGCGCGGCAGUCGAAGGAAACUUGGGCAUCGUCAAGCUUCUAAUUUCGAAGGGCGCUGAUAUCAACGCUACAAAACUUUCCGGGGUAACCCCCCUUAUGAGGGCAAUUUCAUAUGGUCAUAUUACAAUUUUUCGUCUGCUACUUGAACAUGGAGCAACAGUUGGCAAACACACAUACUUACUAAACCUCGCUAAGAUGCAGUUAAGGGAUACUAGGGAGUAUUAA
Molecule: messenger RNA, 546 nt
Organism: Clonostachys byssicola
Lineage: Eukaryota; Fungi; Ascomycota; Sordariomycetes; Hypocreales; Bionectriaceae
Source: the annotation of a GenBank genome assembly